AUGGCGUUGAAGUGCGGACCAGCGCAAACGCUUAUGAUAGAGGAUGCGUUGAAGAGAAUCGUGUACAGAGACGGCAGUCAGUCAUUGAAGCUCGAGAAGGAACAAGGCCUCGUGCCAAUGGGCGCAGAGAGCCCCUUUGGCGACUUCCCAGCAGGGUAAGUCCUCCUACUUCACACUACAACUACUUCUUGUUCUAAUUAGAUGAUCAUGAUACUCCUUGAAUCUUCGUCUGCUGCCUUCUGGCCUCUAGUUCUACGGUGCUCAACAGGAGCACACACAUGACAUAAUCUUCGUGAUCGUGUCACAAUAUUUUCAGCGCAUGUCGUUAUCACGAAUGUCGUCUUUUUUUGCUAAUGCGCUGAUAUGAAAGUACAUUUUCAUUUCAUCGAUGAAAAGUCGUUCCUUGACCUUUUUUCAUUUCAGAUACGGUUCGCAGAAGUUCAAAAAGCGCGUAGUACCUAGCAAGGUCGAGAAAUUUGUGAGGACAACAGACGGACUGAAACCGCCGCCAAAAGCGGGAGCCACUAUGCGAAGACCAAUCGCAGCGACCGAGUUCCGUCGUUUCUAUGACCGAGGUGACCUCCCAAUACAGAUCUUUCACGGAGCGGCGGGAGGAAAAAUCGCUUGGAAGGUACCAACCUGCAAGUUUCGUUUUACUAUCUUAUGUUUGAGGAGGGGUUUGUACGACGGAAUCUUGUUUUGUGACUCAGAGAGCUUGCUACUCCGGAAGCUCUUAUUUAAGUACGUGCUUGAGUAUUCGGUUUCGUAAUGGUAAUAAGUACUGACUACAUCUUCAACUAAUGCAACGAUAGAAUAACUACAGGUUGAGAUCGAGAAGCUGGACUAUCAUCACUAUUUGCCAAUUUUCUUCGACGGUUUGCGGGAGCGAGAGGACCCGUACAGAUUCUUGGCAGUUCAGGGAGUUUACGAUAUGCUCGCGAAGGGAGGGUCGAAGAUUCUGCCGGUUGUGCCGCAGCUCAUUAUUCCGAUCAAAACCGCACUGAACACGCGAUGUGAGGAAAUCGUCUGCACCACGAUCAAAGUCCUGAUUCAACUCGUCCUAUCCGCUGAUAUGGUCGGCGAAGCGCUCGUGCCGUACUUCUAAGGACUAAAUCUGGAUGGUGGAUGAUCUUCAAAUUCAACAGGUGUAGAUUUCAUUUUCAACAUCGUGUCGGAACUUGUGUACUUGGGUUGGUGUGCAACUUUCACUUACGUCCUCUUACACCACAUCCUCAUGCAGGUACUACCGACAGAUCUUGCCGAUAUUCAACAUUUUCAAGGGACACACAAAAAAUGUAGGAGACCAGAUGGACUACAGCCAGCGUAAGCGACUGAACCUCGGAGAACUGGUGAAUGAGGCACUUGAGGUGUUCGAGACGCACGGUGGAGAGGAUGCUUUCAUCAACAUCAAAUACAUGAUUCCAACCUACGAAUCAUGCGUGCUAUCCUAAGUGACAAAACACUUUUUGACAUAGUAGGAAGGAUGAUGAACAUCUUCGUUCUAUUUGAUCGGUUCAUAGUUUUGAAAAAAAAACGAGGAGAUUGGGCUCAGGGCUCGCAAGCCGUUCUGUCGCGCUCGUGUAGAAGUACAACACGAACAACAACAAGUGGUAUCUCGAAAAAAAGGAAGCUUUGAAGUACAAAAAACAUUAUGAUAUUGUUUAGUUGUUCUUCCACAUGAUCAUACAACAUGAAGUAGCGAGAUUCAAAGAGUGAAAAUAUUGAUACAAACAUGAAAGCUUAAAUGAAUUGUCAUAGUUACUUGCGUUCAAACUUAUGCUGACGAAAUUACUACAACACUAGACAUGAAAAAUGCAUUAGAUAGUUACCACCUUCUUCUUCAUAUUCCACAGUUACAGCGAGAUCUUCGCAUAGCAUUGCCUAUGUCAAAUUAAAAUGUAGAGUCGUAUAGAUCCUACUUUGUUCUUCGGACAAAAUCAUCGAUAGUUAGAUAUUGUCAUGAGUUAACACUUCAGAACAUCGACAUCCAUAGAAGUUGCAGUUUUGUUGUGACGUCAUUGAGAAUUGCAAAAGCCUACAGGUUCGUAUAAGCAAGUAGAUAAGAUCAGAGUACCCAUGCAUGCUGCUGUUUGUUAGUUGUAGAUUGUAAAAAUUAUGUUGCGUUUCUGGAUGAUGAAAACAUAAUGAAGACAAAGUGUCAGCACCUUCCCCCAGACCACGCCCGCGUACAUUACUUAAUAUACCAAGAUGCUGAUGCUGUUGAAGAUUGAAAAGCGACCGAAGGAUUAUAUGAAUGUAGAGGACUAGCUGAAGAAAUAAAAGAAUUUGAAGAGAGAAUUCAUAGGCUGAUUUUGAGGAGUGGCACUGGUACUUGCAUCAAUCGUAACGCGAGGAUGAAGACCCA
Amoebophrya sp. A25 is the source of this 2365-nucleotide messenger RNA. The record is from the annotation of a GenBank genome assembly. NCBI's taxonomy places the organism in Eukaryota, Dinophyceae, Syndiniales, Amoebophryaceae.